Molecule: messenger RNA, 983 nt
Organism: Asparagus officinalis (garden asparagus)
Lineage: Eukaryota; Viridiplantae; Streptophyta; Magnoliopsida; Asparagales; Asparagaceae
Product: 30S ribosomal protein S1, chloroplastic-like
Exons: 4
Biological process (GO): translation
Cellular component (GO): chloroplast stroma
Molecular function (GO): mRNA binding; structural constituent of ribosome
Source: RefSeq, a predicted model, not a curated record
UUACAUGUGUUUGGAUCCCCAGCAUGUGACUAUUUGGCUGAUGGUUGUACGUCUGGUUUGAAUGUUAACCAGAAAUCGAGUGCAGAAGAGCUCCUAGACAAGGAAAUACCUCUAAAAUUCAUGGAGGUUGAUGAGGAACAAUCUAGGCUUGUCCUCAGCAACCGGAGGGCUAUGGCUGAUAGCCAAGCGCAGCUUGGAAUUGGAUCCGUUGUUUUGGGAACAGUUCAGAGCCUAAAGCCAUAUGGUGCCUUUAUUGACAUUGGUGGAAUUAACGGGCUUCUCCAUGUCAGCCAAAUCAGUCAUGACCGUGUUUCUGACAUUGCAACAGUAUUGCAACCUGGUGACACCCUCAAGGUUAUGAUACUGAGCCAUGACCGUGAAAGAGGGCGGGUGAGUCUUUCUACAAAGAAGUUGGAGCCAACGCCUGGUGACAUGAUUCGCAAUCCAAAGCUUGUCUUUGAGAAGGCGGAUGAGAUGGCUCAGACUUUCAGGCAGAGAAUAGCUCAAGCAGAGGCAAUGGCACGUGCUGAUAUGCUGAGAUUUCAGCCUGAGAGUGGAUUGAGUCUGAGUUCGGAGGGGAUUCUAGGGCCGCUGACAUCAGACUUGCCGACGGAGGGUCUGGACUUAAGUGAGGCUCCUCCGGCAGAAGAGGCUGAGGGCGUUACUUCAGACGAAAAGGAAUCAUAAGAGAUGUCAAUCUGUAACACUUUGUACCUUUAACUUUCCUUCUGUUUUGGCUUUUCAUGGAGAGAGAAUUCUAUUCUUUUGGGGUGGAGGGAAUUUGCCAACAUGAAAGCUCUCAGGAGGGGGAGGAACUAGCGCACGCUUUUGUAUUGCAUCCACAAUCAGCAUGAAUAAGGCACACCCACUUUUGUCUUGUAAAUGGGAAAGGAGGGGUUACGCGAACUUGCAUGUGAUUGUGUACGGUUGUAGAACUGUGCAAUUUUAUUUAUGUAAAUCGAUUUCCAGCGUUUUACUGUGUC